Ogataea philodendri is the source of this 3030-nucleotide messenger RNA. RefSeq lists its product as uncharacterized. The coding region runs from base 1 to 3030 and encodes 1009 amino acids. Gene Ontology annotation, biological process: proteolysis. NCBI's taxonomy places the organism in Eukaryota, Fungi, Ascomycota, Pichiomycetes, Pichiales, Pichiaceae. Gene Ontology annotation, molecular function: peptidase activity. The record is from RefSeq and is a predicted model, not a curated record. The transcript is spliced from 5 exons.
AUGGAUCAGUACCCGGGAAAUCCCCAGGAAAAGAUUAGCAUCGGUGACUGUGAGAGGACCGCCUUUUCUAUAACAUGCUGGUCCUGGAUCAGAUCCAGCAGACUCUGGACCAACGUGGAACAGACCGUUUUCCCAUUUCAAAAUAGACCCUCCUCCAGCAGCAACGGUGUGGAUCUGGAGCUGGCCAACGGAAAUCUCCAAUCCUGCAGUCUUGUUGUUGAAAGAAACGUCAAACGAAGACCCGUCGAUUCUCGAAACGUCCGUCGAGGUACCGCCCAUGUCGAAACCAACCAACGGCGUGUUUUGGUAGCACGUCUCUGCCACUCCAACGACUCCUCCGGCAGGACCAGACAAAAUAGCGUUGAUACCACGGAACAAUUUGGCAUCGGUCAACCCUCCGUCACUCUGCAUGAACUCCACCUUGGGAACCGUGCUGAACGCACUCAGAAACUUGCGGAUUUUGUGGAGAUCAAUGGGGCCCAGCUGGCCUAUUUCACCUUAGGGGACGGGCCUCUGGUUAUUACCUUACACGGAGGGCGUGGUUUCGGCAGCAAAAACGGCGAUUUCAAGGCAUAUUCGCGUCUGGCCGACCAUGGAUACAAAGUGGUGAGUUUUGAUUUCCGAGGCCACGGGAACUCUUCGUUCACUCCUCCGUUUACAUUUGCACAGAUCGUCGACGAUAUCGAUGCCGUCAGAGAGCACUUUGCUGGCAAAGACGGCAAAGUGAUCGUGAUAGGAGGCAGUUUUGGAGGGUUUCUAGCCCAACAAUACGCUACAACAUACCCGUCAAAUAUAUCGCACCUGAUUUUACGAGGAACCGCUCCGUCCCACCAUCACGAGGAAGACGCUUUCAAAGUUCUAGAGCAAAAGAUCCCUUUUUAUCCGGGCAUUUCGCUAAAUAUGCUCCGGAAAGUGUUUGGCCGGUUUGAGAGCGACUUGGAGAUGCAACUGGUGAUGUUUGCGCUCGCACCUCUGUACUCAGAGUCUUAUAACUCGGACGAGGGUUUGGCCGGGUGCCUCAAGACAAAAUAUCGUGCAGAAAGCCACAACAGUUUAUAUGCAGAGUCGGAGAAAUAUUUUGACUAUACCAACAAAUUGGCAUUGUUGGAAACUCCGACACUGAUAAUUGUCGGAGAAAAAGACUGGAUAUGCCCGCCCUCGCAAAGUCGGAGAAUAGCCCAAUUAGUGCGCAACUCCACACUUGUGGAGGUGCCCGAUGCCAACCACAGUGUUCAUCUCGAGAAGACCGACCAAAGCACAAGUGAAACCGAUACAGUAGUAGAACCCGUUGGUGUGGCCAUACUGAGGAGCCUCUCCGGAUGGGAACAGGUGCUGUUGGAACGGAGUAACCACGGCCUGUCCAACAACGAUCAUGGCAGGAAUGGUCACUGCACGCAGAAUAUGGUUCUUUCCGCACGUAAUGUUGCACCAUCCUGUCAAAAUCGGAGUGUAGCAACCGUACACACCGCUCAUAAUGUAGCCCGCCUUACGCAGCGGGAUGUUGUCGAUGGGGCCCUUGGCGGUCAUAAUGAAGGCCGCGAGCAGCACCAGACCAACAGCCACACAGGUCAGGCCUCUUUGGCCGGUCAGGUCGCAGAUAAAUCCAGUGGACAGCAUGGUCACCAGGUUCACUCCGGAAAGAAUGGUUGGAAAGUUGUUGAUGUAGCUGAUGGAGUAUCUGCCGAGCGAUUUCAAGUACAAUUCAAAGAAUUGGAGCAUGUAGGAGGCAGCGGUAAGAGUCCAGAAACAGUAGCCGAUACAGAAGGCCCACAGUUGCCACGAGAACACAACAGGCUUGAUGUUCUUGAGGCUGAAAGUGAUCUGUGUAGAAAUUCUUCCGUCUUCCACCAACCGUUCCUUAGCACGGUUUCUCUCCCAUUCGUUCAGGUAGAAAGCGCUGGUGUUGUGAGGGUAGUCUGGCAAGAACAGAUAGCCGUAGAUGAUCACCGGGGCUCCAAUCAAAGCAUCGAUGAUGAACAUCCACUGCCACGCAGCCAGUCCACGCUUACCAUUCAUGGUAUUUUGCAAACCGGACUGGAUAUACGAGGAAGUGGCUUGUCCAAUGAUACCGGCAAGCACAAAGAAGUUUCCUCGUCUCAUAAUUUCACGUUUCUUGUACCAACACCCAAUCAUGUAGUGUGUUCCUGGGUUACAGGCGGAUUCAAACAGUCCAAUCAAAAAUCUCAGCGCAAAGAUCGUUUGCGCAUUCUUGGCCAAGUAGAUGAACAAAACACACAGAGACCACAACAGGUCCAACGUUGGCAGGUAGAUUCUCGGACGAAAGUAACCGGCAAGCAAAACAGCUGGAAUGGAGCCAAUACACAGUCCAAUGUUGUAGUAAGUGUUGAACCACGAAAGCUCGUUAGAUGUAAAGCCCAGAUCCUUCUUCAUUCCAGAAACAUACGUGUUGGAGAUGUUUGUUUGGUCCAGGUACUUGAGAAAGUACGCUGCCAUGGAAUAGGUGAGGAUAAAGAAGUCCAGCUUCCAUAUCAGGAUUUUUUCCCUUCUAUCGGUUCCUGGCUCGAACCAGUGAGUUUGAUUCUCUCGAGGUUUGGAUGCGACACACCAAGCGAGACCAGUAGACCGUGGUUGAGUCUGAUAAGCUCCAACAAUUUGAGUUUGGACGGUCUAUCCAAGAACGGUCUGAGCAUCAGCGAGUACGCUUCUCUGGCGACCGAGUCCAUGGUUUCCAGGAUGAGGCCAGAAGGCUUAGGGAACUCGCUCACGAUCUUGGACACGUUAGCGACCAAUGCUGCGGUGCUUCGAGGAGUUUUCGUAUUUGUAAGCAGUAAAUUGAGCGGAGGCAGGUUCCUCAUGGACGUUCUGAUGCUUGGCAUGGACGACUCCAUGCGCUGGAACAUGACUGCACCUCCGUGGGUGGCCACGGCGUUGUCUAUUCCGCUAGGGUUGCCAUGGCAGCAUUUUUCUCCCAUAAAGGCCCACGAGUCCACCAAUAGACACUGUUCCGAGUCUUUGACGGUGACGUCGUCCAUCUUCAGCGUUGGUUCGUCGAUGUGGCCUCCCAGAUAG